Schistocerca piceifrons (Central American locust) is the source of this 384-nucleotide messenger RNA. RefSeq lists its product as uncharacterized. The record is from RefSeq and is a predicted model, not a curated record. The transcript is spliced from 4 exons. Lineage: Eukaryota; Metazoa; Arthropoda; Insecta; Orthoptera; Acrididae. The coding region runs from base 1 to 333 and encodes 110 amino acids.
AUGGGGGCAAGGGUGUCCAUAGUAGUGGAAGUUGUAGAAACGUUAGUCAAUGUGCAGUCUGGUCAUAUACUGAAGCAUGUUUCUCGUCCUUGCAGCAAGUCUGAUGAACGGGUAGCGAAGAACGAAGAUUGGUCUGGGCCACCUGCUGCACCACCACCACCACCACCACCAGCAGCAGCAGCAGCAGCAGCCGAGGAGGGUGCUGCAAGAGAGAUGUCCGUGGACAGCCUGAGCCUUGUCGCUGUGCACUCAGGCAUGUCAGAUAUACAGGAAUUUGUUUUGCCCGAUGCGGAGCCAGCAUUCUGCUCGCUGGAGGUUGAGCAUGAGAAGUAGACUGUCUUCUCAAGCAUGUUAGCCGGGAGUGUGCCAAUUUUGGCCCCAAUG